AUGCAAAGAGGUUGUCUGGUGGUGCUUCUCCUUGCUGGUCUCCCUUUGGACUAUGAUGAUGAGACUGUUGCCAAUCAGCUGAUUCCUCCUCAUGACCUUCAUUUACCACAGGGAUGCCAGGCGGUGACAAGUACAGCGCCUGGACGGGAGCUGAGAUCGAAGGGCUUCCUGACUGCUAAGAAGCAGCUGGACAUCUACAUGAGAGAAGCAGAGAAGCAAAAAAUAGCCAGUUCAGAGAACAGUGUUUCCAGGCAUGAAAAUGGAAUUUCUUCAGCAAGGAGAAAGACCUUCUACACUGUGCAGGAGGUCAUUGAUGCUGUCCAAAAUGGAGAGAGUGAUGUGGACAUAGACUUUGAUGAAACUCAUGAAGAGCUUCUCCUUAAUGUCGAAUCAGUGGUCCAGACGCGUUUACCGAGAAUGACUUUCACACAGAACGAGCUGGCACUUGAAGAUGUGACUUUACCCGAGGAAAUCCUAGCGUUUCUUUAUCCGCAAAGAGAGCACAGCCCUCUCAUGGCUGUCGGAAAAAGACAUUUGAUCUCACUCAGCUUCCAGAAUCCUUUUAAGACUACAGUGGAAACAAAGUUGCUGUGGACUGAAUGCGCGGACACGCAAGCGGCGCCCAACGGUUGCAACUACGACGUGGUCUUGGCCCAUGAAAGGAAGGACACCAGCCGUGUGUUUCUCUGCGGGACGGAUGGAGCCGAGACACUGUGCUGCGACAUGAAGCCAUAUGAGUUUCCGCUCAUCUGCUCGCCAACUGAUGACCUGAAAAACAUGCGAAGGAACAUUAGGGAUUUUAUCUUGAAGGAUGCUGAACAUUCAACACUUGUUGAAUCUGCGGAAAGUUCCUCACUGUUUGUAACAUACUCCGGCUCCCAGGAGUACGUGGGCGUCCACAAGUUUGGAAAGAAUAGAGUGGGACCAGCUAACCUUGAUAAAGAGCAGCAAUAUAUUGGUUUGGUGCCAAUCAGACGCAAGGAUGAACCUUUGCAGGACAAAGUGUACGCCUUCUACAAGGAGAGGAAUAAAGAUUUGAAUGUGUGCAGCAGUAUUUGGCUUCCAUACGUCUCGCAGUUCUGCAUGGUAGACAUUGGCGGGCCUAAGAACAACAUGCAGUUCACCUGGACCUCCCAGCUGAGCGCCAAACUCUUUUGUGGCGACCCAAAGGGGGAAAAAAGAUUCUCCGAGAUUGUGGAUAUAACCACUGUUCAUGCUGAACAAUGGCAGGAUACCCUUGUUUAUGCACUUUUCAGGAAUGAAUGGAACAUGAGCGCUGUGUGUAUGUACUCCAUGAAGGACAUCCAUGACAUCUUUAUGAACUCGACUUUCAAAGGUUCAGACCAUCAGAGGGGCCGGCCCAGGGUGUGUGUUCCAGACAGUACACGUCUAUCACUGGAAGUACUGAGAAUGACCCAGAUAAACUCUGAGAUGGAGCAGUGGGUGAAGCCUGUAAAGAAUUCAGAACCGCUUCUUGUCCGCCACCAUGUGUACACCCACAUCCGUGCCGAUGCUUCUUUCACAAAGGAACACACACUUCUAUUUUUGUCUAGAAAUUGCGGAGGGGUGGACAAAGUGGUGCUGAAAGAGAGCACAGCCUUAAUUGUCGCUGAAUACAGACCUUUCACCGAAAGAGCUCAUAUCGACGACCUCAUUCUCCACCCUUUCUCUAAGAAUCUCUACGUCAAAUCUGGCAAUCAACUGCUUCAAAUGAACGUGGCCAACUGUGCACUUUAUGGAGACACAUGCGAGCAGUGUGUGUUGGCACAAGAUCCUUACUGUGGGUGGGAUGGCGAGAGCUGCACCUCAAUAACCACUAGCAGUGGUGAGGUGGUUCAGGAUGUGAAAUCAGGAAAUUACCGAUUGUGCUCAUCCUCAUCUCAUGUUCACUCAAGUAAAGUGGUCAGUCACCCAAGCAUGCCUGAGGUGGCGUUAGCACUUCCUCACGGGUUCCAAUUCUACCUGCAUUGCCCUGUUGGGUCUCACCAUGCCAACUACAGCUGGCAUCACAAUGGCGGCGGACCAACGCCUUGCACCUGGAACCCGCACGGGUGCUUGCUUUUAAUUGACAGUCAACAGGAUGAGGAGUACAUGUGCAUGUCAGAGGAAAAGGGCUAUCGCCGCGAGCUAGCUCGCUAUACUGUAAAAGUCACGGGUAGGGGAACGUUAGCAACACGCCACACUGGAAUACUAUUUUGGCUAUGUGUGCUGGCUGCGCUCAUGUGCACAAUAAUGUAA
Nerophis lumbriciformis (worm pipefish) is the source of this 2238-nucleotide messenger RNA. The record is from RefSeq and is a predicted model, not a curated record. NCBI's taxonomy places the organism in Eukaryota, Metazoa, Chordata, Actinopteri, Syngnathiformes, Syngnathidae.